Varanus komodoensis (Komodo dragon) is the source of this 629-nucleotide messenger RNA. It is a transcript of the gene RPP14, whose product is annotated as ribonuclease P/MRP subunit p14. The record is from RefSeq and is a predicted model, not a curated record. NCBI's taxonomy places the organism in Eukaryota, Metazoa, Chordata, Lepidosauria, Squamata, Varanidae. Bases 153 to 551 code for a protein of 132 amino acids. The transcript is spliced from 6 exons.
GUUUUGCGGCGAAAGGGGCGAUCACGUGGAGGGAGGUUUGUUGCGGUUCGUGGCUCGUGCGCCGUCAUUUUUCCUCAGACACGUUGUUUUGAGGGGAAGGUUGUAAUAAUACAGACCUGCACGUGUCUAUUUCGAAAUGUCAGCUUACUGAAAUGACUGGAUUUGGUGAUGAAAAUAAGGGCUUUGAGCCUCCUUCCUAUGAAAGAAUAGUUUUCAAGAAUGCUUCUGAAUACCACUAUCUGAAGAUCCAUUUGGAGUUUCAAGAAGCUGCUAUCAACUUAAGUGCUGUUGAGUUCAAACAACUUAUCAUCUCUGCUUUGAAACGGCUGCAUGGUGAGGUUGGUGCAGCUCUGCCUGUUGAUGUAUUGACAUAUGAAGAAAAAACCUUGUUUGCGAUUCUAAGGGUACCUAAAACUGGCCUGGUGAAGUUGUGGAGUGCUCUUACACUGCUUGGUUCCUACCAGAACAAGAGUUGCUGUUUUAGGGUCAUACAGAACUCUCCAUUUCUUCUUGCAUUAUCUGGGAACAGUAGAGAGUUGGUGCUAGAUUAACUGCGCUAAAAAGGCAACUGACUGGGGCUUGUGAAAGCCAGAGCAGUCCCAAGAUGCUGAUGGGGUUGCCCAGGUGCC